Messenger RNA from Ostreococcus lucimarinus CCE9901, 1806 nucleotides. RefSeq lists its product with no specific name. The record is from RefSeq and is a predicted model, not a curated record. The transcript has 2 exons. The coding region runs from base 1 to 1806 and encodes 601 amino acids. Lineage: Eukaryota; Viridiplantae; Chlorophyta; Mamiellophyceae; Mamiellales; Bathycoccaceae.
AUGGCAACGAUGCAGACAUCACGGCGGUUCUUUCUCUUUUUGCUCAUGUGCUGCGUCACGCGCGCGCGCGCCGAUUUGACAACUGAGAGCACGUUUGAGCGCGUCGAGAGAGACGGAACUGAAGGGACUUUCGAACUGGUGGGAAAGUACACCAUUAGAAACGACGGCGCGAAUGACGUGAACCUCGCCGGGCAAGCCCUGAUGUUGCGAUUCCCAGGAUAUGUUCGCGUGAAGAACGACGAUGAUCCAGCACAGUCGACGUUGACGAGAGCGCUCCCGCGCGACUGGAUCUUCGAGUGUUUCUGGUCUUACGUCGAAGGGCGAUACAACGGGACGAACGUGUGUCCCUCGAUCGAUUUCGUCGUUUCGUCGAAUGUGGUGGAGGUACGAUUCGUGAACACCUUGAUUUUAUGUCCAGGAUGCACGCUGAGGGGGGACUCGUCGUACACGUCCUUCGUUCUUAAGCAUCGUGCGUAUUUCCCCAUCUUUGAAAAUGGCGACAUGCUCAAAUCGAUGGGCAUGCGAACGUUUUUCGACGCACCGCCACCGCCGCCGCCUCGAGGCAGGCGGGUGUGUUUCCCUCGCGAAGUUGAUUUUUCAUUUAAAGUGUCAAGCUACCCGAGCCGUUUCGCGGCGGAUGACGAGUCGGCGUCCUCAGACGACGCCGUCGUGCCGUUGGGCACGGCGGGCUUCGACGCGUUCUUACGCGUCUUCUUAGACGUGCGCAAUCGACAAUCUUUCGAUUACGACAUGUCUUCAGUCGUCAUCGUCGUCCCCUUUGAUUGGAAAAUCUCUCCGAGCGAGAGCUCGGGCAAAAUUCAGCAAACGCCGGAUGAUUUCUUCGCGCGAUGCCACGGGCAAGGCACGACGCUGUGCGACGUCGCUUACGUACUCAAGGAAUCGUCGGGAUUCCAAAUUCGAUUCAAUCCAGGAUUCACCCUCUGCCCUGGAUGCUCGCUGCGAGGCAAAGGUCCACAAGGCGCCGCAUUCGAACUGUACUCGCCAUUUCUUUUUCCGCUCGACAUAGAAAGCGUUCGAGGCGCGUCGGCGUUUUGCGACGACGCCCAACUCGCCGGCGGCGCUUCGGGACAGCGCGAGGUUCAACGCUGGAUAAAACUCGACUUGGGGCGCCCCGUCCCGGCGACGCACGACCCGUGGGCCGAGGGCGACGCGUUCGAACUGACGUUUUCGUGCGAAUCGGGCGGCGCGACGUCGGUCAGCGUGGGCGCGCUGAAAGCGGCGAACGGUGGUUGCUGGAGCGCGUUCGGGACGAGUUGGCACUGCGUCACCGGGUGGAGUCGACUGGGCUUGGAUUUUCGAGGCGUGGCGCUGGAAGUCGCGUUGGAGUGCGCGUUCGGCGAACGCGACGUCGGUGGUUGGCGGUGUUUGUACCAGACGAGUGCGGAUGGGUACACGGUUGGCGUGGACGCGCGCGACUGCGAAGGCGCGUUUCUCGCCGUUACGGACGCCGACGGCGCGAUGCUUUCGCGCGACCACGGUGGACCCAGGCUCGUGUUUCCCGCGUUGUACGGCUGGAAGAGCGCGAAGUAUUUAUCUCGAAUCGAGCUCAAGACGUCGUACGAGAAUGGGUUUUGGGAAAACUUGGGGUGUCACGCUCGCGGUCGAUGGCGCUACGAUGAGCGAUGGAAGCCGGGGACGUCCGCGCGAGUGUGGAACGUAUUGGCGUGGAUCACGGAUCGAUACUACAUCGGUGGUGAACGGGUGUGGAUAUGGGUCAUGGUGUACGGCGGGCGGGCGUUGGGGAUGGUCGCGUCUCUGUUCGCCAAGAAGAAUAGGGUAGACUAA